Molecule: messenger RNA, 1493 nt
Organism: Stegodyphus dumicola
Lineage: Eukaryota; Metazoa; Arthropoda; Arachnida; Araneae; Eresidae
Source: RefSeq, a predicted model, not a curated record
UGGACACCAAAGGAAUGAAGGAAGUUUUACGAGAAGGAUAUUUAGAUAUAAAAGCACCGGCUGGAAGUCCAGAAGUUAAAUUUUACAAGGUAUGGCAAAGAGUAUGGGCAACAGCUUCAGUCUGCAUUUCUCAGGCAAGUACAGCAAAACUGAUUUUAGAUAUUUCUUGUGGAUCGGAAAUUCCAACACAAAUAAAAGCUCCAAAAGAGGGUUUGAAUAUUUUUCGCAACAACUCUCGCUCCAGACCUUUGCGAAGCUGGGCUUUGGUGUCGGGAAUAAAUGUGCUGCUCUAUUUGGCAGCCGAUAACGAAGAGGAGUCUCAAGAAUGGAUGUUGACUAUAAGAAAUGGUCUUUGGCCUCCUUUGUUACCUGGUGAAAUAAAUAAAGCUAGCAGCCAUGAAGUUUCCCUUGUGGACAGUGCAGAAAGUUUUUCGAUGGGACUAUUGGGUGCCUAUGGAAGGCUUGCAUUUAAUGGUUCCAUACUCAAACUUAUACAUCCUCAUAAUGGUGUGUCCUUAAUCGAGUGGCAAACAAAUAGUAUACAAGAUGUUCAGUUAUUAAGAAAAGUGGGAGAAAAUGCUGGAGUGUUUACCCUAGUUUUUAGCUGGAUAGAUGGCAAUUACAAAAUCUUGCAGUUUUACAGUCCUACCAUCAAAGAGACCACAGAAUGGAUUCAAAUGGUACUGAUUAACACAAAGGAGUCUCCUUUGGAAAACAAAACAAUUGUUUCAAAGCCAAUUAUUAAUUCAAAAGACCAUAUUUACUCCAAUAUUGCACAAGAAUAUGCUUACAUUACAAAGUUUUCGCAUUUUGACAGGUUACAAAAUGUAAAGGAACUUACUUUAGAGGGUGAUAUUCCAUUAUAUGGUGUCCUUAAAGGAAAAAAUAAAGAACGACAACUCAUCAUAGACAAUUUAAAAGAACUGGAUAGUACUUCCAAAAACUCCAUGCAAAGCUAUGGUGUUAUUGAAUCAGAAUGUUCUGGAAGUCAGCCUAUCACAGAUAAAGCAUUGGAGUGCACACCCAAAAAUUUCAAACAAGGCAAUAACAAAGCUAUGCACGAUUUCACAAAAGAGAUUAAUGUAAAUGACUGGUCAUUUCAAGAUUCUGAUACUUUUGACCUAUGUGAGCAUGUAUAUGACAAUUUAGACCGCAAAGAAAGUGUCGAUGGAUUAACUUUAUAUGAAGAAAUUGACUCAACUAUCGAGAUGCAUCCACCCCCACUGCCUCAAGCACUUCCAAAUGGUGUUAAAGUAAAUUCUACUGAAAGUUCACAUACAUUACGGUUGUUAAUGCUAUCAGAAAGUAUUAACAAAGCUUUGAAGGUAGCUGAAAAACCACCAGAACGAAAAGCCUGUUUGAAAGAACGGUUGAAGAUGCUAAAAAUUUCCAAACAAGCUCAUUAAAAUAAAAUCUUUUUGAAGCAGUGCAGCCGUGCAGCCACAAAAAUUUUAUAUUCAUCAAAAAAAAAAAAAAAAAAAAAAAAAACAUCA